Messenger RNA from Penicillium manginii, 2076 nucleotides. RefSeq names its product fungal specific transcription factor domain-containing protein. Gene Ontology annotation, molecular function: zinc ion binding; DNA binding. Gene Ontology annotation, biological process: DNA-templated transcription. The record is from RefSeq and is a predicted model, not a curated record. The coding region runs from base 1 to 2076 and encodes 691 amino acids. NCBI's taxonomy places the organism in Eukaryota, Fungi, Ascomycota, Eurotiomycetes, Eurotiales, Aspergillaceae. The transcript has 3 exons.
AUGGCCCGGUUUAGCCCACCCCCGCUACGAGCACCUACAGCCUGCGUCGCUUGCAAUAAGAAGAAAGUAUGGACCAGUGACCCUUCGACAAGAAUCCCCCAGCUUAUUGGACUAGGUUCGUUGCAUAUUCGAAGACAACACAAAUACAUGCUCAAACUGCCAACGUCAUCAAUGGCCUUGCUUUAUUCCAGUCAGCGUGAGCGCAAGAGGAAACACCAGCGCAGCCCCGAUGGCAAGCCACAUGUUACUACAAGAGAAAACAGAAUUCGCAGGCGUCGCUUGAGCCUGACCGAAAAUCGAAAUGGAGACUUCUCAGUCACAGGGCCGACCGAUAGACCCCUGGGAGAAAUCUCGGAGAAUGAUGCGACUCAUAUUGACUUGCUUCAUGAACAAACGCCAAACACUUACGUGGAAAGUGGAAGCACCUCUUCAGCCAACGCAGAACAGACAAUAAUAUCCGAUGAAACUGCAUCGGCGAAUCCAUAUCUAUCGGCGCCAAUUCAGAGUUUCAUGGCAAGAUCCCGCUAUUUCGAUGAUACUUUGAUUAUCAAUGAGGAUCAAGCGAGAUCAUAUCCAAUCGGAGAUGCGGAUGGACCGACAGAGGAUGAUCAUCAACUGUUACGACUACAAGGAGCCUUUGAACUACCACCCAGAGCGGUGCGUGAUGGGCUCAUCAAUACUUUCAUGGAGCGGUGCUCGCCUUGGAUGCCCAUUGUGGAGCGCAGCUGGCUGGAGGAAAGUGGCUCCCAGAAACCGUCGAUGCUCCUCUUGCAAGCCAUAUUUGUUGCUGCGAGUAGAGUUACUUCUGCACCCGCGGUGACUGCAUAUGCGUCAACUCAUCAAUUUUAUCGGCGUGCGAAAGCCUUGUUCUGGUCUGGAUACGAGAAAAACCCAUUGACCGUGGUCGCGGCUGUGUGUAUUCUGCAUUGGUACAACCCGGAAGGCCCCGAGCAUGUUUCGACAAACACGAGUGGCUUUUGGCGAUACGUUGGAGUAGGACUGGCUCACCAAGUUGGCCUUCAAAAAGAACCCACGAAUCGACAAGAUGCUGCGUUGAGACGUCGCCUUUGGUGGACAUUAUUUGCCAGGGAUUGUUUAAUAUCAGCAGGACAAGGCCGGCCACUUGCGGUAUGUAUCGAAGAUUGUGAGCUGGCAUCUCCUUACCUGGGUGACUUCCAUGAUUCGAGUUCAAAUGGCCAUCUUUUUAUUGCCUAUGUUGAAAUAAGCUCCAUACUGGGGCAUCUCACACAGCAUUGCCGUCGGAAAACCCUCACACGACAAAUACGACAAAAUAUUGAGAAUCAACUAUAUCGCUGGACACGUGAACUUCCGGAAUCUUUGAGACUCUUUCAAACGCCUACGAGGCAGCAAGAGCUUGGAGAACAACCCCAGAACAUACUGAGUUCGUACAGCUUUGAGGCCCGUCAGUUACAUAUCGCCUAUUUUAUCUGUCUCGCAAUUUUGUGUCGUCCCAACCAGGGGAGCUCUCCCUCUCCGGCGGUGGUGCUGGCUUCGUCAUUCGUAGCGGGUAUGUUCGAAGACUUCUUAGCACGAGACGAGAUACAAUUCUUGGGGCCCAUAUUUACAUUUCACUUGCUUGCUGCUGGAAUUGGCUUGCUCUCAAGUCGCAAAAUCCCGCCACUAUGGGAAAAAGCAGUCUACAGCUUGCAGACCAUUUAUCUUUCGCUGGAGGUUCUCGCUCAGCGUUGGUCAUCUGCCAAAGGUAGCCUGAGAGCACUGAAGAGUAUCGCCAGUGAACAAGAAAAAACGACGAGACCUGGUGAUCAAGCUCAAAUAGUAGUGCUUCCAAGAGAACAUCACCCUUUCUUCCAGGACUUUGGUCCGGAAAUAUCAUGGGCGUGGUCGUACUUUAUGCAUUCAACAGCCCGCUCGAUCGCUCGGAGCGAAGACACCGCGUGCCCAGCAGGUGACUCUCAGAGUAUUCCACUCGACAACUUAAACGAGACCCAUUCCCCAAACAGAGUGUCUUCAACGGAGGAAUAUCGGCCGCUUACGACGGUAUUAGAUCCUCACACUGGGCUUGUCAUGGGGGGGCAUGCCGCAGAGCAUCGGUAA